UUAAAAAAAUACAAAAACUGUGCUACUUUUGAAAUUAUUAUAAAAUGAAAUAAAAACAUGACAGUAAAACAAUUGAAUUGUUCUUAAUAAUGUGAUAAUAUAUGUGUUUAGCACUAUAAAAAUGGGUUUUUUUAACAUAAAGAAAAGUGAUCUCAUAAACUUACUACAUAGAUUUUUUCCGAUAUUGGUUUGGCUUCCUCAAUAUAACUUUACUAAAUUGCGCGGAGAUGUUAUUGCUGGAUUGACAUGUGGGUUUGUCGUUAUUCCUCAAAGUAUUGCAUUUGCAAAUCUUGGAAAACUUCCUGCACAAUAUGGAUUAUACGCAUCUUUAACUCCUGGAUUAAUUUAUGCAAUAUUUGGCACAUCAAAAGAUGUCAGUGUUGGUACAACGGUGACUCUAGGGUUAUAUACAUCAAGUUUUAAUUCAACUCAUAGCACUAUUGGAGCAUCUCUUCUAAGCUUCUUAACUGGGGCUAUUUUGGUACUGAUGGGGAUUUUUAAACUUGGUUAUAUGAUCAAAUAUGUACCUCAACUAGUUAUCAGUGCGUUUGUUUCAGCGACGGCUAUUACAAUUAUGGUAACACAACUUUCGAAUUUAUUUGGUAUUAAAAAAGCGCCUCGAAAUGUGUUUGAAAUUCUAAAAUUCAUCGUUGUAAACAUACGCGAUACUAAUAAAUGGGACAUAAUAAUGGGCGUUUGUUGUAUAGCAUUUUUGAUUUUUUUUGUCUGGCUUUCUAGUAGAAAGUUUGGUAAUAAAGAAAAAAGUAAGAUCAAAACGUUUGCAGUAAAACUGAUUUUGUUUUUAAGCGCUUCUAGAAUGGUUUUAGUGUGCUUCUUUGCAACAACUGCUGUUUACAUAUUCCAUAUAUAUGGGUUGAAAGAAAAAUUUACAACGGCUGGAAUAAUUCCAAAAGGUUUACCCAAAUACCAGAGUCCAUUUCAAUCAUACAAAGAUGGAAACAUUACGGUUAAAACAACUGGUCAAUUAAUAGAAGGUUUUGGUGCUUCUCUUAUUAUAUUACCCAUAAUCAUGUUUAUUGAACAAAUGUCUAUAACAAAAGCAUUUGCUAAAAAGUUCAAUUAUAAAGUAAAGGCGCAGCAAGAAUUAAUUGCAAUUGGAAUGUGCAACAUAAUUGCUUCUUUUUAUGGAGGUUGGGUUGUAGGUGGGGGCUUUUCGCGUUCUGCCCUUAACGCCAUGAGUGGUGCUCAAACUCCUUUAGCAGGUGCAAUUUCAGGACUGAUUGCGUUGAUAGUUCUUGAGUUCAUGACUCCAGCUUUAUAUUAUAUUCCAUCAGCAGCUUUAGGAGCUAUGAUGGUAAUGGCAGUUGUUACAAUGAUUGAAAUGAGUAUACCAAAAAAUAUUUGGAGUUUGCACAAAUGGGAUUUGCUGCCGUUUUGUGCUGCGUUUUGCACAAGUUUUUACAAACUAGAGUAUGGCGUCAUUGUAGGGACAGGUAUCGCAAUUUUAGUACUACUUUCCCGCGAGGCGCGUCCAAAAUAUUUACUUGAAAAAAAUGAAGCGGAGAAAUAUAUCAAACUACUACUGUUAGAAAACUUGACCUAUCCUGGUGUAGAAGCAGUGAAUAAAACAAUUUAUUCUGAAGUCAAUAGUUGUACUUGGAUUGAAACCGUGUUUUUAGAUAUGUCUGCAAUGGUUCGAGUUGAUUUUACAAUACUUAAAAACUUUGAAUUUUUAAAAAACGAGUUUUUAAAAAAGAAAAUUGUUCUUUGUUUUAUAAACUUCUCUCGCAUUCCUGUUCAAAGAAAGUUUUUAAAGGCUGGUUUAAUUACCAAUGAAGAAGAUUUGACAAUAGUAAAUAAUUCUUUAGGAAAAACUUUCGAUCUGGUUGAAAAUAAUGAUCUGAAAAUUGGAUUAACAGAGGAUGAUGAUUUAGAACUAGAAAUGGCAGUUUUAAAUAAAAUGAGCGAAAAUGAAGUGAAUACUGUGGAUGUCUUGGAAAAUAUUGGAGUCGUGCAUUUUAGAGACAAAUAUGCUGCAACUGUUUUAAGCGAAAAUUUUUCUGGAAAUUUUUCUUAUGAAAUCAUUAAAAAUCUAUUUCUUAAUCAAAAUAUUGAACCAAAAGGUCACAGAUACAAUGAUGAAGUAAAAAAGUUUGCAUUAACUCUUCAUUUUUAUUCUCCACGUGCAUAUAACUUUCUUCAACCAAAAUUGUGUCUUCCUGCUGCCAGUUUAAUUAUGGCUGCUAAAAGCACUGAAAAGUUAUCCACCGAUCUGUUGACACUUCCAGAGAAACCAUUUAAGUAUGUUUUAACUUACAAGUAUUCCCAAGAUCUUCUUGAACUACUAUUUGCUUCCAUUCGCAGCAAAAAAGGUUACAACAAUAAUCCUGAUGUAGUACAGUUAAAGUCAUCUUUAAAACGAAUUCUGAUAAGAAAUUCCAUAGUUGGAUCGAAUCAUGCAAACUGCCUAAUGUUUGAAGCCUAUUCUAAUGGUUCUAUUUUUUCUCUUAAUUGGAGUAAAAGGUCAUGUUCUGUUGAUAAUUUUGAUCAGGAUGAUAUUGACUUAGAAAAAGUUUCUUUGUACUGGGAUGAACUUCAAAUGACUAGCUACAAAGAAGCAAUACUUGAAUAUAUCUCUGGUUUUAUAGUCAGAAAAUUGAUAAACAUGAUUUCUUGUAAUAUUUGUGUUCAAUCAUUAACUGAAAUUUUAUCAUACGAACAUUCCUAUGUGAAAUCUUAUUCUUCGUUAAAUAAUGUGAAAAAUUGCGGUGGUUUGUUUUUGCCAUCAAGGAAUGUUAUUUCUGUUGUUGAGUCAUGUGAAAAUAUAUUUAACUUCUUCAUUAGUGAUAAAGAUUUUAAAAAACCAAAAAUCACCUCUGGCCGAAGUAUAAAGCAGAAAAUGAUUCAUUGUGUUAACAAAUUAAUCAUGAUUAAAAAAUACAGCACUUUAAUAAUGACUUUUUCAAACAUUAAGAAAAGCGAUCUUAUAAACCUCCUACAUAGAUUUUUACCAAUAUUAGUCUGGCUUCCUCAAUAUAACUUGAUUAAAUUGCGUGGAGAUAUUAUCGCCGGGAUAACAUGUGGAUUUGUUGUUAUUCCUCAAAGUAUUGCGUUUGCAAAUCUGGGUAAACUUCCUGCACAAAAUGGAUUAUAUGCUUCUUUAACGCCUGGUUUAAUUUAUGCAAUUUUUGGAACAUCAAAAGAUGUUAGCGUAGGUACAGCAGUUACUCUAGGGUUAUAUACAUCAAGUUUUAACUCGACUCACAGCACUAUAGGAGCAUCCCUUCUAAGCUUUUUAUCUGGUAUUAUUUUGGUGUUGAUGGGCUUAUUAAAAUUAGGUUAUAUGAUCAAGUACGUACCUCAACUCGUCAUCAGCGCGUUUGUUUCAGCUACGGCUAUUACUAUUAUGGCAACGCAACUUUCGAAUUUAUUUGGAAUUAAAAAAGCUCCUCAAAAUGUAUUUGAAAUUCUAAAAUUUAUCAUUGUGAACGUUAAACGUACCAAUAAAUGGGACUUAAUUAUGGGCAUUUUUUGUUUAGCAUUUUUAUUGUUUUUUGUUUGGCUAUCCAGCAGAAAGCUUGAUAAUGAAAAGCAAAAUAAAGUUAGAUUAUUCGUAGUAAAAUUAAUCUGGAUUUUAAGUGCAUCUAGAAUGGUUCUUGUGUGUUUUUUGGCAACAACUGUUGUCUACAUAUUUCACGUAAAUGGUUUCAGAGAGAAGUUUUCUACGGCUGGAAUAAUUCCAAAAGGUUUGCCUAAAUACCAGAGUCCAUUUCAACCAUACAAAGAUGGAAACGUUACGGUUAAAACAACUGGUCAAUUAAUAGAAGGUUUUGGUGCUUCUCUUAUUAUAUUACCCAUAAUCAUGUUUAUUGAACAAAUGUCUAUAACAAAAGCAUUUGCUAAAAAGUUCAAUUAUAAAGUAAAGGCGCAGCAAGAAUUAAUUGCAAUCGGAAUGUGCAACAUAAUUGCUUCUUUCUAUGGAGGUUGGAUCGUAGGUGGUGGCUUUUCGCGUUCUGCUGUAAAUUCUAUGAGUGGUGCUCAAACUCCUUUAGCAGGUGCAAUUUCAGGGCUGAUUGCGUUGAUAGCUCUUGAGUUCAUGACUCCAGCUUUAUAUUAUAUUCCAUCAGCAGCUUUAGGAGCUAUGAUGGUAAUGGCAGUUGUCACGAUGAUUGAAAUGAGUAUACCAAAACAUAUUUGGAGUUUGCACAAAUGGGAUUUGCUGCCAUUUUUUGCUGCGUUUUUUACAAGUUUUUACAAACUAGAGUAUGGCGCCAUUGUAGGAACGGGUAUUGCAAUCUUAGCACUACUUUCCCGUGAAGCGCGUCCAAAAUAUUUACUUGAAAGGAAUGAAGCGGAAAAAUAUAUUAAACUAUUAUUGUUAGAAAACUUGACCUAUCCUGGUGUAGAAGCAGUGAAUAAAACAAUUUAUUCUGAAGUCAAUAACUGUACUUGGAUUGAAACUCUGUUUUUAGAUAUGUCUGCCAUGGUCCGAGUUGAUUUUACAAUACUUAAAAACUUUGAAUUUUUGAAAAGUGAAUUUUCAAAAAAGAACAUUUUACUUUGUUUCAUAAAUUUUUCUUGCACUUCAGUACAAAAAAAAUUUUUAAAGGCCGGUUUAAUUAACGUGGGAGAAGAUUUGACAAUAACAAAAAAUUCUUUAGCAAACACAGUUAUGAUGAUCGCAAAUGACAAACCGUUUAUUGAAACUAAAACUACAAAGUAUCUGAAAACUGGAUUAACUGAGGACGAUGAUUUAGAGUUAAAUACCAACAACUUGGGUACAGCGAGCACAAACGAAGAAUAUAAUUUAAACCAUUCUAAGAUUGACUGUUACUUAUUAAGCAAAUAUGUAUAAAUUUAAUACAAGUUAAUUUUGAUAUAUU
Molecule: messenger RNA, 4844 nt
Organism: Hydra vulgaris (swiftwater hydra)
Lineage: Eukaryota; Metazoa; Cnidaria; Hydrozoa; Anthoathecata; Hydridae
Source: RefSeq, a predicted model, not a curated record